Messenger RNA from Rodentolepis nana, 327 nucleotides. The record is from the annotation of a GenBank genome assembly. Lineage: Eukaryota; Metazoa; Platyhelminthes; Cestoda; Cyclophyllidea; Hymenolepididae.
AAGGACGUUAAAGUGAACGGUCAAAAUCACGGAAAAACAUUCUUCUUUCGAAUUAAUGGCGUGCCAAUCUUUGUUCGAGGUAGCAACUGGAUUCCUUCAACCCCCUUUCCAUCACAGAAGAGCCAUCAAGGAGACUCGCGUACAGUCCGAGAUUCAGAAUUGCUUUAUUCAGCUGCUCGAGGCGGAAUUCAAAUGCUCCGCAUUUGGGGUGGUGGUCGAUAUGAAGAUCGAAGGUUCUAUGAUCUCGCAAGUCAAAUUGGGAUCAUGAUUUGGCAAGAUAUGAUGUUCGCCUGUGCAAUGUAUAAAAAACCGCCAGAGGGAGAGUAA